Messenger RNA from Leptopilina heterotoma, 2201 nucleotides. It is a transcript of the gene Atf-2, whose product is annotated as cyclic AMP-dependent transcription factor ATF-2. NCBI's taxonomy places the organism in Eukaryota, Metazoa, Arthropoda, Insecta, Hymenoptera, Figitidae. The record is from RefSeq and is a predicted model, not a curated record. The transcript is spliced from 7 exons. Gene Ontology annotation, biological process: regulation of transcription by RNA polymerase II. The coding region runs from base 270 to 1772 and encodes 500 amino acids. Gene Ontology annotation, molecular function: cAMP response element binding; DNA-binding transcription factor activity, RNA polymerase II-specific.
CUUUAUGGGAAUCAUUCCUGUAUAGUAGUUAAUAGGUUAUGUAGUUUCAGAAAAUUUAAAUUAAACAAAUAUUUUCUUUUUGCACAAAUUACCGAACAAUAAUAAGGCACAAAUUUUACUUUUCGAAAUGAAAUUCAAUAUGUUUCGGAGCAUAUUAUUUGGUGGUAAAACCAUAAGUGUUAUUUAAAGUGGAACUGUUUUGAUUUUUUAAAUGUUUAUGGUGAUUGUUAUUGUUUUCUCUAUAAGGUGAUUGAAAAUUUAAUUUUACAAUGAAUGAUUCGGAGAAACCUUUUGCGUGUCCUUCGCCGGGAUGUAAUAUGAGUUUUACCAAUGAAGAUCAUUUAACAGUUCAUAAGAAGAAACAUGACAUGAUUCUGAAUUUUGGAAUGAAUGGCAAAUGCAAUGGUUUUAUAGUUGAUCAAACGCCAACACCUACGAGAUUUAUCAGAAAUUGUGAGGAAGUGGGUUUAUUUCAAGAUUUACAGAAUGUAAAUCCUUUUGAAGAAACAUUCCGCAGAGCUGUCGAGGGGAAAACUGGAUCGAUUUCAGUAUCAGAAGUGACAAUUACAGAUGACUCUCUAAAUACUCCUCACAUAUUUCCGCAUAAUGUCGAUUGUCCGACUACUGUAACCAUUACUGAAACUUCAAAUGAAAAAAGUUCAGAGACUAAAAUUUGCAGUAGUACUGAAGUGAAUCAGAAAAAUUCACAAGAUGAGGAGAUAGUACAGAAAUUGAAAAUUACAACUACUUGUAAGAAUAGUAUUCAAACAACAGAGAGAAUUGUUGUUCAGGAGGCAGAUGCGUUGUAUGUGCCAAAAAUUCCUAUUGCACCGGCACCCACGCCAUUAUCCAUCGAUGAAAUUCAGUUGCUGUUAAAAACAUCUGAUGGUAAAUUAUUACAAUUAUCUGCAGUUCCUGCACCGGAUUGUCAAAAUAGUGUAAAUAAAAAUCAUAAUCUAAGUACUGAUCUCAUUCUAAAAGGAACCAAUCAAGUUUCACAAAGUCAUCAAAUGCCCAAAUUGUCGGCUGCAAAAAUGAAAUUGAAGCAAGCUUUAAAUAAAAGUUCAAAUGAAGUUGUAAACGAGAGAAAUGAUAAAGAAUCGGAGAAGGGAAAGAAAAAUUCAUCCAAGGAGAAUAGAAGGAAGGAUAUUGACGAUAAGAAGCAAGAUUUUCUGGAAAGAAAUCGCGCGAGUUCAAUGCGGUCACGAGCCAAGAGAAAAGCGUGGAUUCAACAAUUAGAAGAUACGGUAAAAAGUGUUAACGAGAAGAAUACUUCAUUACAAGCGGAAGUGAGCGCUUUACGGAGUGAGGUCGCUAAGUUGAAGACUCUCCUCUUGGCUCACAAAGACUGCGCUAUUACAAAGGCAAUGAAAAAAGGAAACAGUAUUGUCGUGGGAUCGAGAGUGAAUAUAAUAACAACUAGUCCUGAAAUUAUUUCGCCAAUUAUUGAUACAUCAUUGAAACGAACGUCAACAUCAGUGGACAGUCAAUCGACAGCGAAGAAAUUAUUAUUGACAAAGAAUCCGACAAUUUUACCAAAAAAUGACAUUCAAAUUGAGAGAAAUACAUCGAAGGUGAGAGUCUUCAAACAAUUGCCAGCAUUAAAAAUAUGUGAAGUUCCAUUGUGGAUUGAUAAUAAUGAAAAAGAGAAGCAAUUUUUAAUAACUGAAAAUUCACCGUCAAAAAUAAAUGAAACAACAUCAAGAGGAAUUAUUCAAAUAAAUCCUGUAAUUCACGUGCAGAAUGCAGCUUCUAAAAGUACGGGAACGUAAAUUUUUUUCGCUCAUUUUUUACUUAUCCGUUUGCCUUUUUUAAAAAAAGAAAAGAAAAAGUCCAUUUAUGAGAUUAAUGCUCUCAAAAAAGCUGUUCAAAAAAAUAAUCUGCAAAAUACUCAAAAACCUAUUUAUAACUAUUUACUAAAAUGUACCUUCAGUUUUUUGUUUAAGUUUUCUUCUUUUUGUAACAUUAAGGAUUUUUUUAUUCAUUUAAAAUGUAUAAAUUUUACGAUUUAAAUUUUUUUCAUUUGUACAUAGAUGCAUUCAUUUAUUCGUUAUUAUAAAAUCAUUUAAAGAAGUUAUUUUAUAAAAUUAAGUUAUGUAAUUCUAUUAGGAAAGUUAAAUGAAAGAGUUGUAUUGUAAUAAAAAAAUUGGACUGAAAUUCAUAAAUUAAUUACUAAAGUAAUUAAUAAUUUUUUUAAUAUA